Messenger RNA from Pollicipes pollicipes, 1860 nucleotides. RefSeq names its product chorion peroxidase-like. The transcript has 5 exons. The record is from RefSeq and is a predicted model, not a curated record. NCBI's taxonomy places the organism in Eukaryota, Metazoa, Arthropoda, Thecostraca, Pollicipedomorpha, Pollicipedidae. Gene Ontology annotation, biological process: response to oxidative stress. The coding region runs from base 1 to 1860 and encodes 619 amino acids. Gene Ontology annotation, molecular function: peroxidase activity; heme binding.
AUGCCGGUGUUACUGACGGUCGCCGCGGACACCGAGCCGGAGCUGCCGCCGUUUCUGACGGUGCUGGAGCCGCCGCACCAUCCGGGCCGCCGCUCGCACUACCACAUGUCGCGCCACGACUCGAACGCACGCGUGCAGACGCUGGCGCGCGAGGCGCUUGUCUGGGUGGAGGCGGCGCGAGCGGUCAGCGCCGGGGUCACCGAUAGCACCGACGCGGAGAAUGCGGCGCUCACGCUCUGUUUCGUCCACUGGGGCCAGUUCAUGGACCACGACAUAACGUUUUCGCCGGUGCAGCUCGCCGCGCCAGGCGUCAGGAUCCGCUGCUGCGCCGAUGGCGUCGUCGCUGACGACGCGCACCCACGCUGCCUGCCGAUCGCCGUGCCAGAAGACGACCCGUUCUACGGGCCGUUGGGCCAGCGCUGCAUGGAGUUCACGCGCUCGGUGCCGGCCAUGCCGACCGACUGCUCUCCCGGCCCAGCCAUCACCGUGAACUUGCUCACCGCCUUCAUCGACGGCAGCGGCGUGUACGGGCCUCACGAGUCGCGCGCGGCGCAGGUGCGCGCCGGGGAGGGUGGCCGUCUACUGAUGCAGGAAGGCGCACUGCUGCCGCGCGACCCUCCCGGCGUCCAGAUCGACACGGAGCUGCCCUGCCUCAGCCCCGACCCGGAGGGACGGCCCUGCUUCCUGGCCGGCGACGUGCGCGCCACGGAGCAGAGCGGCCUCGCCACGGUGCACACUAUCUGGAUGCGUGAGCACAACCGACUAGCACGCCGCCUGGAGCGCGUCAACCCCGAAUGGGACGACGAGCAGCUCUUCCAGGAGGCGCGCCGCAUCCUCGGCGCCGAGAUCCAGCACAUCACGUACAACGAGUGGCUGCCGCUGCUGGUAGGCGAGGCAUUCAUGCGGCGCAUGCGUAUGGGCACGCAGAGACGGGGCUUUUCACGCCGCUACUCGAAUCGUGUCAACCCCAGCAUCGCCACCGAGUUUUCGACGGCCGCGUUCCGCGUGGGCCACACACUGAUCCAGGGCCAUCUUGAGCUGUACCGGCGCGUCGCCAGCUCCUCGGUCAGCCUGCGCAUCAACCUGCGCGACGUGUUCCUCGACCCGGCGCUGCUCUACGACGGCCAGCUGGACCAGAUCGCCAUCGGCAUGAUCAAGCAACACCCACAGACGUGCGACGCCAGCAUCGCCGAGGAUCUGACUGAAUUCCUCUUCCAGCCGAAGGGCCACACCUUCGGGCUCGACCUCAUCGCUCUGAACGUGCAGAGAGGCCGCGACCUCGGCAUCGCCUCCUACAACACCAUGCGCUCGCGGUGCGGCCUGCCACGUGUCUCGAGCUUCAGGCAGCUGCAGCGACAGAUGCCGACCGAUGUCGUGCGCCGCCUCCGCAGCGUGUACGCGCACGUCGACGACAUCGACCUGUUCUUUGCACGGCUACGCUGGGGAGACAACUUCUUCUACGACCUCGGCGACCGGCCGUGGAGCUUUACGCGCGCCCAGCUGAACCAGGUGCGCAAGGUGACGUGGGCCCGCAUACUCUGCGACAACGUCAGAAGCAUCGUCAGGAUCCAGCCCAGUGCCUUCCGGUCGGCCGGCAUCGGCAAUAGCAUCACGGCGUGCGGGAGCUUGCCGAGCAUGAACCUGCGCGCUUGGAGGUGGCUGACGAUGGCCGUGCGCCACCUGCGGCUGUACAUAGCGGCCGAAUCUCCAUCUGCUGAGCUAAAACAAGUGGCUAACUUCAUCGCGGCCCACUACGUCCCAGCCUGGUUCACGGUGCGCCAGAACAGCGGCUACAAUUCCGACGCCAAGACCCUGCAUCUCAGCGUUGAGCUGUUCUGCUUGCAGUUGCCGAGCAGCUAA